CAUUGCUCUGUCUUUUCUCUCCACUCCAUUGCCAUACAGAAUCUCUCACUUUCUUUUUAAUUUUUUCUUUUUAGCUUUCAAUUUUUCUUUUCCCCCUUCAAACUCUUAUCGUUUUCGCUUCACGCAUAGCAUGCUCCUCCUCCGCAAAUUCAAUGACGCUUUCUUCUUUACCUUUAUCUCCCUCCUCUCCUUAUUUUCACUGUUUCCUCCUCUAUUUGCCGAUGUUGAUUCCAGGAUAACGCCUCCUCCUGAUGCUUCCCUCAUGACCACUUCCUUCUCUUCUCCGUCCCCUCCCCCAUUUCCAGAUUUUCUUAGUUCCUCUUCACCUUUCAAGCCCAGCAUUGCCGUUAUUGUCGGCGUCUUAACCACCAUGUUUUCCAUUACCUUGCUUCUCCUUCUCUACGCCAAACACUGCAAGCGUGGUGAAGUCGUUGUUUACAAUGGUUUUCACGUCGAUUCCAUCACCAGAAGGACAGGAUACGCACCUUCUACUGCCAGAAAGAACUCGGGGAUUGACCGGGCUGUCAUUGAGUCGCUGCCCAUAUUCCGAUUCAGCUCACUUAGAGGACAAAAGGACGGCCUCGAAUGUGCUGUUUGCUUGACCAGGUUCGAACCACCAGAGGUUCUCAGAUUGCUCCCUAAAUGCAAGCACGCUUUUCAUGUGGAAUGCGUUGAUACUUGGCUCGACGCCCAUUGUACCUGCCCUCUCUGCCGCUAUCGAGUCGACCCAGAAGAUAUUCUCUUAAUCGACCAUGCCUCCAGCAAUAUUCUGCAUGGCAACCACUUACCGCCACCGCCAGAAGAUCCGGAGUCGUUGGGUGUGGAGAGAGGGACAGCCGAUACAGAUAGAGCAGAGACCCAUUCUGAGAAAUGUAGGAGAAUUUCGGGCAGGCACUCUUCCGCUGGGGAGAAGGCAAGUGGUUUCAUUCCUCAAGUUGUUGUACAGAGACCAACUGCGGGGUCGGAGCGGAUUCCAUCUGGCUCCCGGAAUCAUAGUAGUAAUGGUCCGACGUGGUUUGCUAGGAGGUCGUUGGACAUAGGUAGUUUGAGAAAGAAGAGUAAUAAGGAGUCCGUGGCCGUUGGAUGCUUCGACCGUUACCAGUCGCAUCAAAGAAAAGACGGGCUUCUCUUGACCAACGAUGAUGGUGAUGGUGAUGGUGAUGGCGAUGGAGAUGGAGAUGAUCGCGAAUCAAAGAAAACAGGGGGAGGCGCAGGAGGAGACAUGACAAGGCUGGAGCAUCGGAUAAUUGUCUCAGGGAGUGGGUUCCACCAAAGGUGGAGCGACGUACAACCGUCAGAUCUGUUGUAUCUACGAUCAGAAAUGAUAAUCAGUGAUAGCCGUAGAUUAUCGACGGCAUUGGGAUCUCGUCCGUCAAUAGGGAGGCGGCAACAGCAGCAGAAUACGGAGGGGAACAUGCGGACAGGAGGAGAGAGCAUUGAUGAAGAAAGUGGCAGAAGCGUAAUAAAUUCGAGAAGCGUGUCGGAAAUCACGGGACUGAGCAGGUUUUCCAGCAGAGGGAGUAACAACAGCCGUCACCAUCGAGAACGACAGGCGGGUGUUGUAUCGAGAUGGUUGGCUUGGAUUUCUUCUCAGUCACACAUAGAUGUACGGUCCAACCGUACUCCCACUGACGAUGGGCUUAGAGAUUAGGGCUUUUUUUUAAAAUAAAAAAAAAAAAAGAAAAAUCUUUGAGUAGCUAGUUUACCUUCUUCUCCUCCGUAUAGCCCACACGACAAAACCAUUAGGAAGGCUAGGCAGCAAAAUCUCUCCCACUUGUAGCCGAUGAGAUUUUUGGAUUUUUCCUAUUUCUUUAAUUAUUUUAGUAUUUUUAAUAUUCUUAAAAACAAAAAAAAAAAGGAUUACUUUUCCAGUGGAUCUUUUUAUAAAGGGGGAGGAAAAAGGAAACGUCAGAUUCAGAGAGAGCCAGAGAGAGAGAGAGAGAGUUGUAGACAUAUUAGACUAUUAUAUUGUAUAGAUACCCAAAAAAAGCACAUGGAUCGACGAGAAGGGAACAGCUGUUUUCAGUUUUCUUUUUCUUAAAAAUUUUUAGAAAAUUGUUAAACA
Molecule: messenger RNA, 2065 nt
Organism: Manihot esculenta (cassava)
Lineage: Eukaryota; Viridiplantae; Streptophyta; Magnoliopsida; Malpighiales; Euphorbiaceae
Product: RING-H2 finger protein ATL43
Exons: 1
Coding region: 131-1651 (506 amino acids)
Source: RefSeq, a predicted model, not a curated record